AUUAUCUAGUCCCCACGUAUUCCAAGUGUACAUUUUAAAGUUGAUAAAAAGAAGGCAAAUAUAAAUGGAAAUUUUUUAAAUUUUGUUAUGCAGCGUUUUGUUUUUGGCGGAAAGUUGUGGAAGUUUAAUGAAACGUUCGGUUUCAGUUGUUACGAUGAUUAUCCACAUGUGGCACCAUUUCUCGCAGUAGAACAUUUUGCUUCGUUUCCUGUCCAUCCACCAACGUUCAUUUUCUCGAAUGCUGCCGUUUCAAAUAUAUUAUCUAUGGAAGAAAUUAAAAGUGUACUCAUAAGAUUAGAUGAACUAAUUUCAAGUAACAACCUGCACAAUCAUCCCUGUCUAAUUUCUCAAGCAGGUGCACAAGCAACAAUGCGUCUUGCUUCGAAAGAUCAACUGCGUUCAGAUUGGAAUACUUCUGUAGAAAUACCUUUUUGUCUAUACGUAACGCAGAAUGGUGUAUGUCCCCGGCAGUUCGACUACGAAGAUUUGCAUAAACAAUCACAAUGGGUAGCGUUAUUCGAAGAAGUAAUUCUGCCACUUGACAAGAUGCAAGGAAGUAAACUGUCAAAAAUUGCACCACAUCAGCAUAGUUCUGUCGUUAAAAAUGCUAUAAUGAAGUCGAAAAGAGAGAAAAAGACGAGUUGCAAGAAGCACUCAAAAUCAAUUUCUGGCAUAGAUUCGUCUAGUAGUGGAUGCAAUUCGUUGUAACACUAUAUUUUUAAUAUUAUAUAACUAAAUCUAACUUAACUUACAUUUCCCUGUGAUAUAUAUAUUUAUGUUUUGCUCGAUUAAACUAGUUUC
Caenorhabditis elegans is the source of this 801-nucleotide messenger RNA. It is a transcript of the gene C42C1.3, whose product is annotated as Ovule protein. The record is from RefSeq and is marked reviewed. The transcript is spliced from 5 exons. Lineage: Eukaryota; Metazoa; Nematoda; Chromadorea; Rhabditida; Rhabditidae. Bases 88 to 708 code for a protein of 206 amino acids.